Onthophagus taurus is the source of this 1793-nucleotide messenger RNA. Its product is annotated as DNA (cytosine-5)-methyltransferase 3B-like. Lineage: Eukaryota; Metazoa; Arthropoda; Insecta; Coleoptera; Scarabaeidae. The record is from RefSeq and is a predicted model, not a curated record.
AAAUAAACUCAAACCCAAACAGUUUUCGGAUGACCUUCUACCCGAAAGCGUCGAAGAUUGUGGCUUGUGGUACAAACGUUUAAAAUGCUAAAAAGAUUAACACGUAGUAACACAACAACGAGUCCUGAUAAAAUUCACGUUUUCAAACCGGGAUCUUAUGUUUGGGCGAAAAUGGAUAGAAAAUUUUGGCCAGGUAUUAUCGUAUCUCAUCGAGAUAUCGGUAUGGAAACAGCUGAAACAGGAAAAUGUUGGGUGUUUUGGUUUGGAGAUCACCGUGUUUCUAACGUAUCUUGCAAGAUAUUAAAAGAUUUCUGUCAGGAAUACUUUAGGUACAUUACAAUACCAGAAAUGUAUUGCAAAAAGUGGGUUCAAGGGAUUGCUGAAUGUCUUAGGGAAAUCGGUUUACCAGAUACACAAACGCUAUCAAUACCAGAUUUAAAAACUUGGGCUAAAUCGAAUUUAGAGAAUGCUUACCUCACUAAAUACUUUGUAACUAAUUUUGUCAAAUCUAAAUUGGAUAAAAUUCGUUCUGAAAACUUAAAGCCAGCAAAUGAUGAAUAUGACACUUUCACUAGUCGUUGCAUUCCAUCAAUGGAAAGCACAAUGGAAACAGAAUUUUCAGUCGCGUUGCCUGUAGAGGUCUCAAAUCUUGAAGAUAACAUCGAUAGUGUGAAAGAGUGUGCAAAUCACAUAGUUCGCCAAAUCAUCGCAGAUUAUAAUAUGGGGAAAAUAUCGACUCUUCGUAUUUGUAUGGGUUGUUAUAGCGACAAAAUAUCGGAUGAGCACCCCAUAUUUAAUGGUUACUUUUGUACAGAUUGCAACAAACGAUUUAAAAAAACGUAUUGUAAAAUAGUCCCAAAUUUAAAGAAGGAAUAUUGUACCGUUUGUGGAUUUGCUGGAGAUAUGCUUGUAUGCAUGAAUAUAAAAUGUAAAUUUGUUUAUUGCACAAUUUGUAUUCAAGAUUUAGCUGAGGUAGAUGCUUACGCAGUUCUUUCAAAAAAAAAGAAGUGGUUCUGUUUUCUUUGCGCUCCUAACAGAACGUGUAGAGGAGUUUUAGUACCAAGAGAUGGUUGGGAAGAUAAUGAGAACAUGAUCGUCCCAACCCAAAAGCAAGUUCUUUUUUCAAACAAAUAUAGCAAUCAAUCAUCAGCAUUCAAAGAUAAGGAAAAGAAAGAAAGAAGGUCUUCUAACAUAAAAUUGAUUUUAUCAAUCAUCGAAACUUUUAAAAACAAAUCGGGAUUUCACUAUUCCGGAAAUUCCAAUGAAUGCAUAGAAAUAACUAAAAGUAAUUAUCCCGAAAUGAUGCAAUUAUUAACUUCGAGAAAAGCACCAAAAGAAAAUUUAUUUCAGAAUGUUAUGCCUAUAAAUGUGUUAAUAUGCGACCAAAGAUCUAGAAGUGAGAAUAUAUGCCCUACUAAAAUAAUGUGCGAAUUUUAUCAAUUGAUUAAAUGUCUUAAUCAAAUUCAAGAUGAUCCUUGCUAUUGGAUAUUUGAGUGGAGUAAAAAUAUAGAUGUGUGCCAACGCGUUAAUGUCACAAGGUUUUUAAAAGAAUAUCCAGUAUCACAUUUAGAACAAAGAUUAAUUUGGUGCAAUUUUCCAUUAGACACAGAAAAUAUAGAUUUAUGUUUUCGAAACAUUUUAUUCACUGAACCAUUUUGUUACAAAGAACAACCAAAAAUAAGCAAUUUUAAUGGCGAUACAACAACAUAAUUAAGCAUCAAGUUUAUAUUGGUUAAAAGAUAGUAAAUAUUUUAUAGUUUUAAUAAAUAAAUAAAUGUUCUAUCGUUUUAAUA